Molecule: messenger RNA, 921 nt
Organism: Nicotiana attenuata
Lineage: Eukaryota; Viridiplantae; Streptophyta; Magnoliopsida; Solanales; Solanaceae
Exons: 5
Coding region: 172-921 (249 amino acids)
Biological process (GO): molybdate ion transport
Cellular component (GO): membrane
Molecular function (GO): molybdate ion transmembrane transporter activity
Source: RefSeq, a predicted model, not a curated record
CCAAAUCCAGCAAUCUAUUUAUUCAUAUUCGUAUCAUGCUGCUUGUCCGUCUUCUGUUUGCCAAUCAAAUCCAAUAGCGACGGCAGAAGUUCUUCGGUCUUUGAUCAUGCCCCUUCUUCUUUCAUUCGUUUCCAAAGAUGUUUCCUCUUCCUAUUUUCUCUUUCUUCAGUUAUGGAAGGCUUAUGGGAAGUAUUUCGAGAAUAUGAGAUGGCAUACAAUGGCAUUAGUAGGGAGCAGAUGAUUGUUUCUCUGUGUCUUGGAUAUGCAGCUGCUCUCUUUGUUGGUACAUUUCUAGGCAUGCUCUCUGAUUUGAUUGGCCAGAAAAAAGUCUGCUUGUUAUUCUGCUCGCUGCACCUUUUUAUUGCCAUAUGGAAGAGGGUAACUGCAGAUCCAAGCGUUUGGCUUGCUAGCAUCUGUCUCUCUCUUGCGUCAACGAUCUUUUUCUUUAACUUUGAAACAGGGAUGGUUGUUGAGCACGAUAAGCUGGGACAGAGGCAAGACUUGAUGAAUGACAUGUUUUGGUUAAUGGCUUUUGCUGAAUCUUCAUCUUUCAUUGGAAGCCAAGUGCUUGGGAAUUGGUUAAUUGGUGGUAAUGGAAAGAGAAGCAUGCUUUCUCCUUCCGGUGCAGUUGUGCUGUUGGCUUUUAUUGCUCUGAUUCACGUUAGCCGGGGGUGGAAGGAAGAUCCAAAAUCAACUAGUCUUAAGGAUUAUCACACUAAAUUUCAUACAUAUAUACUCAGUGGACCUUUUCCUAUCAUGUACAUAUACAAUAAUGUGGGCGGAGUCACCAAUGGUGGUUGGAUAGCGGUGAAAGUUAUGGACUUUUUCCUGUUGUGUUCAACUGUUCAUGCAUUCCAUAUUGAACUCAAUGGGCUCACAUUACCAAAAGAUUUAAGUGACAUAAGUAUCUCCAUAGAGUAA